Molecule: messenger RNA, 2337 nt
Organism: Planococcus citri (citrus mealybug)
Lineage: Eukaryota; Metazoa; Arthropoda; Insecta; Hemiptera; Pseudococcidae
Exons: 2
Coding region: 279-2093 (604 amino acids)
Source: RefSeq, a predicted model, not a curated record
AUUGCUUCAUUAUUGAUAUUGAGAUAUCGUGUGUGUCAUUAUCACUCGCAUAGUUGAAUUUAUGGUCGUUCUCCUUACUUUGAAUAUUUCUCAGUGAAGGAAAGUUUUAUUCCAUUGAGUGAUUAAUAAUUUCAUAGUUUCUUGUCGAGGGUAACUUGAUGCUACUUAAAAAUGAUUUUGUCUUCGAAUUUCGAGAGGCUGUGAAGACGUUAAACUGGUUAAAAAGUUGUACGAAACAUUAGUUUGGAUUGAAAUCGUGUCUUUAUCGAGAAUUGCAAAUGGCUAAAAUCGCUUCAGAUGUGUUCGAUAUUUUGCACCCAACUCCUAUUACUCUUAGAGAGUUAUCAGCGAUCGUCAUUACCCUCGAAAUAUGGCGCUGCGAAAUAAAUAAAUACCGUUCGAGUAAUACAUUGAACGAGUUUUGUCCAUCUGAGGAACCUAUCUUAUCGAAACCCAUGAUUCGCGAUUUGCCAUCGAUAAUUUAUCCUAUGAUUGAUAAAUAUGUCAAAAUAUUUGGAGAUUCGAUGAGAGACUGGCUAAGGAGACAUCAUCUAACGCUAUUUCAUUUUCAUUUCGGCCAUAAAAACACUGUUUUGGAAUACUUCGAGGAUUUUGUAUGCGAUUACGACGGAACUAUUCAUUACGAGAGAACUGCCGAGCGUAUGAUGCAUUGUGAUCGAUUUAAUGUCGAUCAGAAGUUUCUAAUCGCUUGUACGUAUUGUUUCAAAGACGAUAUCAUACGAAUUUGGCCAUUUGGAUUGAAAAAGACAGACUCGCUGUAUAAAAAAUAUUUUGAAAAUCCGCAAUUCGCGUAUUGGAUUGGUUUUCUCGAAAAUGAUAUCUGGAUAACUCUACCUCCUAUCGAAGAACUGAUGUUUGAUAAAUUCAUGCCUCACAAUAGACCAUUGUUGGAAUAUUUUUGGAAUCUUAUUCCAUCGGAGAAUCGUUUGCGGAAAGCUGUCGAUCUUUAUAUCAAUGAUUUACCAUCGUUUGUUCGAUUCAUUUUGCCAAAAUUGGACGAUCAACAGCUCAAUGAAUUUCUUCAUGAAAAUGGCUGUGAAUUGUUAUAUGCUCUGUUGGAAAAAUCUUGUUAUGAUAAAGGAGUCAUUCUAUCGACGUGGAUUUACGUUAAAAACGCAAUGAACGAGAUUGCUUUCACAAAUCUGAUCGUGAAAUUGAUGCAAAAUGAGGUUACGAGAGACUGCGUGAGUUCCGAAUUGGAAUAUCGGGUCGAUGAUAGACGCGAUCUUGAUAAUUUUGUUCGAUUAUGUUUUGAAAUAUGGUACACUGCUGCAGAAAAUUUGAAACGUUCGGCUGUUAGAGACAUUGCAUCGAAUAAUGAAUUAUUUGAAGCCAUAUUCAACUGUAUUGGAGAUCCAUUAACCUCGAGAAAAAUUAAGGUCUUAUUGGCUGUCCUCUCUCACGCCACCUAUGAUCAGAGGAACCUUUUUUGGCAUAAUUGUUGGCAAUAUUUGAUUUAUAAAACAACAGUCAAAGUGGUCGAAGAUUUAGAUAAAAUGAUGCUACGUUUACGAGAAGAAGAUGUGAUAGCAAUGAGGAAAUACUUCGAUGAGGAUAUAAAGCAUGAUUUUUUUAGACGAUUACUGCUGUUGACGUUGUUCGACGAAAUUAAUCAACUCGUGAGAUUGUUAUUACCGGAAAUACAAGCAGCCAGAAAUUUUAAACAAAAAAUACUACGGUUAGCUUUUCUCAAUGAUGGAUUUUGUGGUACUCGUAGUUUCGCAUGGAUCGUCAUGAAACAUAAAGAAUUCGAUGAAUUUAUUAGAGAUGCUUAUGAAAAUGUCGAUCAGUCUACAGACUUUAAAAAUGAGCUCAUGUCGUCACCUUUCGUCAAUCAAUGUUACACAAGCCGUGCUUUAGUUUUACCUUCCAAGCAACUUAUUGCGUUUAUCGAAACUUUUGCCUCGACUGAGCGAAUUCUUCUUGAGGUAAAAACUCGCAUGAUUGAUUUUUUAAAGAAUGAUGCAGCUGAUUUUGAAUAUGUGGUACCGAAAUCUUCGAUCACACCUCUUUUAUCAUGGUGUUUGGAAGGUAAUGAAGAAGUUUCAAGAUUUGAGCUGAGCUAUUUAUGAUCUAGUUUUGGUAGAAUAAUGUAAAAAUCACACCUAGUUGAACAAUUUUUUUUCAUAGAUUCGUGGUGUGGAAUGUUUUUGUCGAGCCAGAUUUUUGCAUUCUAAUUCAUCUCUUUGUUGAUUUUUUUUUAAUUUUCAUUUUAUAACUUUAUUUUAUUGUUGUGUAAAUAAUCCAUGUCUUAUAUUUACGAGUAUUGUAAUUCAAUCCUGUAAAUCGGUGAUUAAUUAAAAAUAAUUAUGCUAA